UGCGGUUCCCAGCAUUCCCGGCUGCGCCUGCGCAGUAGAGCUGUGUCCUGGUUGUCUUGUGUAACACUCUCCGCGCACAGUCCCGUCAUGUCCACUUUGGCCGCUGCGAGCUGUGAUUCGCCCCCUGCGAGUGCAGAGACGCAGGAGAAGAAGCCGUUAAAGCCGUGCUGUGCCUGUCCGGAGACCAAGAAAGUGCGGGACGCCUGCAUCAUCGAGAAGGGAGAGGAGCACUGCCAGGAUCUGAUCGAGGCCCACAAAGAGUGCAUGAGGGCCCUCGGCUUCAGAGUGUGACCCCGUCUGGGAGGUCUGGAGUGUAUGGGUGUGUUGUGUGUGCUGCUUGGAGACCUUAACUUAUUUCUUGGUGUGAGGCUGUCGCUGGAGACCCCGGAGGAGGAAGAGGGAUGCGGAUUUCGGGGACACGUUGAUCAGAUCUUCCUGCUGGUUUAAUCAUUAAAGUUUAUUUUUGGAAUCUAAUAAAAAUGCUGUGAGACUCUC
Messenger RNA from Bufo bufo (common toad), 495 nucleotides. Its product is annotated as cytochrome c oxidase copper chaperone. The transcript is spliced from 4 exons. The coding region runs from base 88 to 291 and encodes 67 amino acids. Gene Ontology annotation, molecular function: copper ion binding; copper chaperone activity. Gene Ontology annotation, biological process: mitochondrial respiratory chain complex IV assembly. Lineage: Eukaryota; Metazoa; Chordata; Amphibia; Anura; Bufonidae. The record is from RefSeq and is a predicted model, not a curated record. Gene Ontology annotation, cellular component: mitochondrial intermembrane space.